AUGGAUGCGGAGAAGCAACGUGUGGCGGUGUAUCGAUGUUUGAUCUAUGCCGCCAUCGGAUAUUCCGUUAUUCCACUUUUGUCAAUUUGCGUGAAUAUUCCUAUGGUCUACCACUAUAUUCAUUAUGUGAAGAAUAUAACGGAUAAUGACAUUAAAUAUUGUAAGGAUUCUGCGAAAGACAUCCGAGUCGAAGCCAUCCACGUGAAAAAUAUCUCCGAUUCAAAUAGAGUUGUACGAGAAACUAAACAACCCUGCAACAACUGUUGCACUCCUGGAGACCCCGGUCCUCAAGGACCACCUGGCAGGCCAGGUAUACCGGGGAAACCGGGCAUACCUGGAAUACCAGGAGCUCCCGGCAGACCGAGUAGUAUCUCGUGCGACCCGUUCACACCUCCACCUUGUGCGUGUCCAGCUGGCAUGCCAGGGAACCCAGGAGUGAAAGGCCAACCUGGAUAUCCAGGUGUACCGGGAAAGCCAGGAAUUUUAGGAGGACCACUAGCAGUGGGACCUCCAGGACCAAAGGGACCUCCAGGUUAUCCUGGGCGCCCUGGGACUCCUGGACCACCUGGAGAACCGGGAAAAUCUGCGAGUGGAGAAAUACAACGUGGAGCCCCUGGACUUCCAGGACCAGUUGGUCCUGUCGGACCUCCAGGACCUCCAGGACAAGAUGCAUCAGCAGUAACUUCAGCAAUUCCAGGACCGCCUGGCCCGAAAGGACCGCCAGGAUCUAUGGGACCGCCUGGUCUCCCAGGAAAUCCCGGCAUGGACGGCUUGCCAGGAGCGCCCGGUGCUGCAGGUGCUCUAGGAGUCUGUCCCAAGUACUGUGCGCUGGAUGGGGGUAUAUUCUUCGAGGAUGGAAGUCGCCGCUAA
Necator americanus (New World hookworm) is the source of this 870-nucleotide messenger RNA. RefSeq lists its product as uncharacterized. Gene Ontology annotation, molecular function: structural constituent of cuticle. The record is from RefSeq and is a predicted model, not a curated record. Bases 1 to 870 code for a protein of 289 amino acids. NCBI's taxonomy places the organism in Eukaryota, Metazoa, Nematoda, Chromadorea, Rhabditida, Ancylostomatidae. The transcript is spliced from 3 exons.